Molecule: messenger RNA, 1157 nt
Organism: Eufriesea mexicana
Lineage: Eukaryota; Metazoa; Arthropoda; Insecta; Hymenoptera; Apidae
Gene: Vta1
Product: vesicle trafficking 1
Exons: 4
Coding region: 66-923 (285 amino acids)
Biological process (GO): late endosome to vacuole transport via multivesicular body sorting pathway
Cellular component (GO): multivesicular body
Source: RefSeq, a predicted model, not a curated record
GUGAAAUAAAGAACAAAAGAAAAAAGAAAGUAACAUCAUAAUUUAAAUAAAAUCUAUUGAUUAACAUGAUUGGUCCAGAUCUGCCAGAAAUACCAUUAUCUUUGAAAAGUAUACAGCACUAUUUGAAAAUGGCAUCAGCACAUGAUGAACGAAAUCCUGUUGUUAGUUACUGGUGUCGAUUAUAUGCUCUUCAAACAGGAUUAAAGUUAUCGACCAAGACACCAAGAGAAACAAAUUUUUUAAUGAAAUUAAUGGAUUGGUUAGAGACAACUAAGAAAGAAUUACAUGAUGAUGAAGCUAUUACAAAUGAUGUAGCUGCUCAGGCACACUUGGAAAAUUGGGCAUUGAAACUUUUUCUUCAUGCCGAUAAGAAUGACAGAGCUGCUAAUUUUGGAAAAAAUGUAGUACUGUGUUUCUUCACAGCUGAAUUACUUUAUGAUGUAUUGACUGUUUUUGGUGAAUUAAGUGAAGAAGCUGCACAAAAUAGAAAAUAUGCUAUGUGGAAGGCAACAUAUAUUUAUAAUUGCUUAAAAAACAAUGAAACACCUAUACCAGGACCUAUACAAAAAAGUAGUGAAGAUAUUGAUUUAAAUAAAAAUAUGGAAGAAGGAUCAAUGGUAGCAGAACCAAAAGAUACAUUAAAUUUAGAUGAAUCAGUUGUUAUUGCUAACACUAACUUGCCAGAUAUGGUAUAUAACACAACUAGUAAAGAAAAUAUUGACGAUUGGUCUUCUGAAUACAAAGAUUGUCAUACAGUUACAAAAAUAGAAGGUGGAACUGAGUUGUCAGUGGAACAAAUAAGCAAGGCACAAAAAUUUAUUAAAUGGGCUGGAAGUGCUUUAAAUUAUGAUGAUGUGCCUACAGCUGUCUUGAAUCUUCAGAAGGCUUUACAUCUUUUAACUACUGGUCAAGAACUUGCAUGAUCAAAACUAAGUUCAAAAAUAUCAAUAAAAUGAGUUAUUUAAUUUUGUUUGAUAAUUGAUAGGUUGACAUUAAAACAAGUACUUUGUGAAUUAAAUUUCAAUUAGUCUUGACUAAAUGAUAAUGUAAACACGAAUGUUUGAUUUAGUUAAUGCAAAAGUAGAAAUGAUAAGUUAUUUAUUUAAAUUGUUUACAUUAUUACAACCACAUCGAAUUAAAUAUAUUCUUGAAAUAUA